Amaranthus tricolor (Joseph's coat) is the source of this 1299-nucleotide messenger RNA. Its product is annotated as nudix hydrolase 12, mitochondrial-like. NCBI's taxonomy places the organism in Eukaryota, Viridiplantae, Streptophyta, Magnoliopsida, Caryophyllales, Amaranthaceae. The record is from RefSeq and is a predicted model, not a curated record. Gene Ontology annotation, cellular component: cytoplasm; nucleus. The transcript is spliced from 5 exons. Bases 194 to 937 code for a protein of 247 amino acids. Gene Ontology annotation, molecular function: pyrophosphatase activity.
AUAUAUAUAUAUUAUCAUCUAUCAUAAAUGUAGAGUGGAUGUCUAUAUCAUCUCUCAUCUCCUCCCAAGCUAGUUUGUUAGGUAGUAAUCAUAAUUUUGUAAGUACGACAUUAUUAAUCUUUCAAUAGUAACAAAAACUACUUGUAUAAUCAAAUUAGAGCCUUGUUUGGUCCUUCCUGAGAUCAUCUGGUUCAUGGCAACGGUACUAGUAGCUAGACAAGGCCGUCAUCGGCAGCUUUACAUCGACAAUCGUCGCCUUGUUUCCGGGUGUAUUCCAUAUAGAUUGAAAGAGGAAUGCAAGGAUUGUAACCGUAGCUUAGAACACUGUAUACAAGUUCUUAUGAUAACUUCACCGAAACGCCAUGAUCUCGUCUUUCCUAAGGGAGGAUGGGAAAAUGAUGAGACUGUUCAUGAAGCUGCACGACGCGAAGCUUACGAAGAAGCUGGAGUUAUCGGAGAGCUUGAUCCAACAGAAUUAGGUGUUUGGGAAUUCAGAAGCAAAAGCAGGCAGGCUAUUAGCAGCCUUGAAGGCGGAUGCAGGGGAUACAUGUAUGCUCUCAAGGUAACCGAGGAACUCGAUACUUGGCCGGAACAAGAAAACCAUGAUCGAAAAUGGUUGAGCAUACGAGAAGCAUUUGACCUCUGCCGCUAUGAUUGGAUGAGGGACGCUCUAAAAGCAUUUCUGAAACACUUGAAAAGCAUAACACCACAGAAUCAACUCCAACUAGAUAGGGACUUACCUGUUAAUACAAGCAAGGGAGAAUCGAAAAUCAGCGUUUCUCCAAGUAUAAUCUCGGAAUGUCAAGUUGUGAAGUGGAAUCCUACAAACCACCCUCAAUUAGGGUUUCAUGACCCAUCUUUCAGUAAAUCCUUUGUAACUGGUUCCUUGAAGAUGGGGGAAAUCACAAUAACUGUACAAAUCAAGGAGUUAGUUUAGAUUUUGUAGGAAAAAAUAAAAUUAAAAAAAAAAAAGUUCUUAGUUCUGUCACAUAAGGUCAACUUUGUACUUGCAUAGUUAGCAUUCCUCUUAGAAUCGAAUCGCAAGCCCGAUGAUACAUUUUAUAUGCUUCUUUAGCAUCCUUGACGUGGAUUGUUGACAAUUAUUUUCAUCGAUUGCAAUCCAUCAUGCCUUCAUCUUUCAAACAGAUUCAAAAUGCACAAGAAUUAUGAUGUAAAAGAUAAGGGGAAUGAUUUGGAUACAUACAGUCAUUAUGUAUGCCAUGGUCUGUAAUUCACUUGAACAUUGUAAAAGGAAAAUAAAAUGUCAAUAAAUUAUGCCUAUCAAAAUUUGGAUCCGAA